UAGCGCUGCCUUUCCUCAUAAUUUGGGCAUUCGAAGCGAUGGUUUGGUAACAGCAGCAGAAGCAAACAUGUCCAACUCUUUUGGAGAUUACAGCGAUUAUCCUUCAGAGUAUGCCACUGGCUAUCCUGACAUUGACCCCAACACAGCCCCUUGCACUCAGGAUGAGGUGGGUGCAUUUGCUCGCUAUUUCGGCCCAGCUGUCUUCUCCUUGGCCUUUGUGGUGGGGCUGGUCGGCAAUGGGCUGGUGUUGGCGGUCUUGAGCCGACGCCCCUGCCCCUGGCUGUUUGCCGACUGCUACCUCUUCCAGAUGGCUGUGGCUGAUCUGCUGCUAGUCUUAGUUCUCCCUUUCCGGGCCACCCAGUUCACCCAGAGCUGGAUAUUUGGAGAGAUCCCCUGCAAGCUCGUUGGGCUCCUGUCGACCAUGAACAGCUAUGGCACCAUAUUUCUCCUGACUUGCCUUAGCGUGGAACGCUACCUGGUGAUUGUCCAUGCCAUCCAACUGCACCACCACUUGACACUUUCCCACAACUACUUGAUCUCCACUCUCGUGUGGAUCACAUGUUUCAGCCUGUCUGGAACGGAGCUACAUUUCCGUACGGUGGCCUACAUCCCUCAGGCUGAAGCCGUCAUCUGCCAUCUGGGGUUCGACGCCAAGGAAGCGGAGUCUUGGCGGCUGGGACUGCGCUUGGUCGCCUUCUUCUUUGGCUUCUUCUUGCCUCUCCUGGUGAUGGCCAUCUGCUACUGCCGCAUCUUCCGCCGGCUGUACCAAGCUCGGAUCUUCUGCAAGCACUUGGCUGUGCGCCUCCUGGUGGUGAUCUUGGUGCUCUUUCUCCUCUGUUGGGGCCCCUUCCAUGGCUUCAUCUUUGUGGACAGCCUACAGCGCCUGGGCCACUUGGCCCGAGAUUGCGCCAGGGAGAAGAUGCUGGAUUUUGGGCUGCUGUUCACAGAGAGCUUAGGCCUUGUCCACUGCUGCCUUAACCCCUUGGUGUAUGCCUUCUUGGGGGUCAAGUUCCAAAGAGAGUUUCCCAGGUUAUUUCGUUGUUGGAACAGGGACGAAGGACCCCAGCAAAGCAUCUCUGGCCAAGAACACAGCCAUGCCACAGAUCACACCACCGUCCGAGGUGUGGACUAUUCCAUCAUUAUGUGAGAGUCACAAAGGAAUGGAAGCCAUAAUCAGAGCAUCGCAUUUCUUUCCUGAAGAACCAGAACCCCAAGAGAAAGCAUCCUUAUUAUGGCUGUGCCGAAUAUUUUCCAGUUUCAUUUUUUGGAAUAUAUAUAUAUAUAUAUAUAUGUUUCGGUGGGAUUGAAAUCUGCUUUAA
Molecule: messenger RNA, 1319 nt
Organism: Rhineura floridana
Lineage: Eukaryota; Metazoa; Chordata; Lepidosauria; Squamata; Rhineuridae
Product: C-X-C chemokine receptor type 3-2-like
Exons: 2
Coding region: 68-1147 (359 amino acids)
Biological process (GO): immune response; G protein-coupled receptor signaling pathway
Cellular component (GO): membrane
Molecular function (GO): G protein-coupled receptor activity
Source: RefSeq, a predicted model, not a curated record